Anopheles coluzzii is the source of this 2218-nucleotide messenger RNA. RefSeq lists its product as uncharacterized. The transcript has 2 exons. NCBI's taxonomy places the organism in Eukaryota, Metazoa, Arthropoda, Insecta, Diptera, Culicidae. The record is from RefSeq and is a predicted model, not a curated record. The coding region runs from base 1241 to 2218 and encodes 325 amino acids.
UGAGGACUAUACUACAGGACCGGCCUAUCUUGUUUCAGGUUGAAAAGAUGUCACCAAAAUAAAUAUAAAUAAUGAAAAAGAGCAUGCCCGUCAUGGGUUCCAACCCCGAAUAGACCGUGCCCCCAUACGUAGGACUGACUAUCCUGCUAUGGUUACAAUAAGUCACUGAAAGCCAAGCUCACUUCACUAGUGGGUACAGGCAGGCCUUGGCCGACAGCGGUUGUUGUGCCAAAGAAGAAGAAGAAUGAAAAAGAGCUAAACAAUAGACGAUUGAUCCUAAGAAAAACGAGUUCUAACGAGUGAUGGGUAAAUUCAACAAAAAUCGAAAUAGCUUCCGAAAGACUCUUCCAAACUGGAAGUAAUUUCAGAAGGUAGGAGCAAAUCCCCAAGCUCAAAGUCGUUGGAGACAUUGGAUUCGUUCGGAGCAAGAGCUAGUUGGAGUCGUUGCAAUCGUCGCGUCCGUCGGAGCCGUCCGGAUUCGGAGUUGUCGGAGCCGGCCGUAUGGCGCAUUCUCCAACUAAACUGUUUCCUUGCUCUAUUAUUAGUGGAAUGCGAUUCCGACAGCUCCGGAAGGAUCAGGCCAAAACCGUCGGAAUAAAAAAUACAUACAUACAACGUAAGAUUACCAACAAUCAAUGAACAUUCUUUCACAAUGCCAUUGCUUUGGGGAAUUUUGUUCUUUGUUUUGCUUGCGAUCCCCCACCCGAAACUGGGACAGCGUGAUCAUGAGCUCGUCACCGUUUACAAGAAUGAUCCACCCAUCGUUCAACUAUUUCCAGUGAGCAUCGAUGGAUAACGUACGCCGUUUCGCAGAGCACGAUUAUCGCCACCCUUACCUUGUGCCGGUAUGUCGCAUCCAAAAUGCAAGCGGCAAGGUUUUGUACCAGUCUUUCCCAGACGAAACCGUGACGAGUUUAAAACCGCCCGCUACCUUAACAUUGAACGUGGUAAACAUCACCAAUAACUACUACCACGUCACGUUCCAUUGUCACCGCGAUGCGUGCAUAUAAAACAGCCGAAAGUGCGUGUGGUGGGAGGCACUCCCCAAAAUUGAACCAAACCGACUGCAACAUACCCGCAAGUAGACACCCCGCCAUACGACUCUGCUUCAGUUUGUGGUUGAGCUGCUUUCGAUAGCGGUGUGAGGAUUUGUGGAUCGCUCCGGAGCGAUCAAAUGUGCAGUGUCAGUCAGCUAGAAACGGUGUAGGCAGAGUAGAAAGUGCGUAUAAUCCAUUUAGCCAUGCCUUCAGGAUGCAUCUGCAUAACAGUGAUAACUGUUUUAUCAAUGUUCUCGCUUGUCGUGAGCAAACCAUUCCUUGGCGAUCUGCUGGCACGUGCGAUAGCUUCGUCCUCUACGCCCGACGACCCACAGUCGCACAUAACGGACUUUCGAAUGAUGAUGAAAAUGGACAAGAAGGCAGAUAAACUGCAGUUGAUCGACACAAAAGCGAACAACACCAACACUCAGCAAAGUCCAGAGGAGGAGCCACCGAUAACGUUCGCCAACGAGCAAACGACCACGCCAGCAACCACCACUACGCUGUGGCAGCGAUGGAACAGAACCGAUCUUUUGGCGCGCAUCAUCGACGACAUAAUCAAACCAGCACAGGAACGCAUCACGCUGGUGUUUCAAACCCUCGUGCCCAAGAAUGGUGCCGAAGAGCUGGACAAAAUGAAACAGUUCUCGACGAACGACGACUCCCUGGCAGAACAUCCAUUGAACGCCACGGCCGACAAUAAUGACUCCGAUGAGCUCGAUUCGGAUCUUGAGCCACUGCAGCACGACAGUGACUCUGCUUUGUUCGAUCGCGGUGCUAACGGAACCACGCUUCUGGGACAGUUUCAGGCACGGCGGAAGGUUCUGCGACGACGAGUAGCGAAGGCACUGUCGUCCAUUACGGGACUCUUAAUACUGGCAGCAAACACACGACGGGAAGGCAACUCGCGCAGUACUCGAUCGAUAACAGUAGCAUCGGACGGCGAUGACUUGUCGGGAAGGGAAAAACGUGCCCUGGUCGAGCUACCACCCAAUGUGGUGGACCCGUACGCAGAUUAUACCGAAGCGCUGCUUGCGGAAGACUCUGGGGCUGAUACGGAACCGCGGCGCAAUAUGGAAACGGUCGGUAUAUUUCUGCUGGAGGUGCUCGGAUCGUUCGCUGGCUUUUCUUGGGGCAUCUUUAAAACGGCUCAGUCGUUCUUUUCGUACGCCAUAAGCUAA